AACCGUUUGUGUGUUUUGGACUUACUUCUUAUUCACGAUUGGCUUUGAUCAAGCUUCGCCCCAAAAUAUCUGCUCAGCGUUGCAUAGUUAGAGGAUGAGUUAAGGUAGAAUCUGAUACGGUUUCCUUCGUUUCAUACAUUUUAAGUCUGAUAUCCAACAUCUGCGCUUGACCCCUCGGUUCACGAACUUGGUUGAGCUGUUUGCAGUCAACCUGGAUUAAUAUCCAACUUCAUCCAAAGGGCAAGCCGCUGAUAAAAAGAGAAACCCCUCAAAUGAAACACAACCCCACAUUCUGUUUUAUAUGGCUGCACGUGUAUCGUAUCAAAUGCAUGAUAUGUAGGUCUGAUAGUUUUUAUUCCCCAUGGGUGGAAAUAGGAUCCGCUGCAGUUAUUAUUUGAUAUCCAUUACAAAGGAGUCAUUCAUUUCUGGGGCGAAGUGGAAAGGCUGAUUUCUGACCUGACAUGACUGCCAGGCCUCACUGAAACAACCAUGACACUUGUUUGAAUGCAAGCGCAACAAACUGCCCCUUUAAAAAAGAUAUCAAUCUAUAUUUGUGAUUAUCAUCCCAUCAGAGAAGCUGCUGUAAAGACCCUGUUCAAUUUUCUCUCAGUCAGCCUUUGCGCAUCCAGGCAGUGACGCUGGGGUAAAUAAAGAAUCGGACAAACUCCAGAGCACCCUUCUAGUCAUCAAUUAUUUAUUAUCUGCAGUCGUUUUAACCGGCCAACGUGCGUCUUAUUUGAUGCUAAAUAAACAGGCGAUGUAUCUGUUUCAUUCAGCAGAGAAAGGUGAAUUAAAACAUAUCCACAUAAAGCGAUGGGCUAAAAUGGGUUGGGGAGGCUUUAUAUCCACCACCAGGCCCCUGAAAGCAACUUGAAUGACCUGCCAUAAGCUAAUAAGGGCCCUGAUGCCUUCCUUGUACCGUGCAUCCUGUGAGGCUCUCAGGAAUUCCGCUGUGAUUGCUGCACAUCCUCCCAGUUGCUCCAGUAACUCGGCCAUAAAACGCGGAUUCGUCUGGAGCAUUUGGAGUGUAGUGCAAUAAAGCGUCUGAGACCAAGGUUAUUAACUGCGACUAAGAGGCUGAAAAACAACAGGCUGGGAGCACUGAAAGCUUGUGUUCGCGGACCCUUCCGGCGUCAUUCGUUUCAGCAUCUUACUGUGGCAGGAAUAUGCUCCAUUCGCGGCGAGCCGGCGGCGCGGGCGCUGCCGCCUGCGGCCACUGGGCGGCGCUCCUCAGAUCAAUGUCAUUGCCGCGAAUUGAGAUAUGAAAGAAGUUUUCCUCGCCGCUCAUCUGCUCUGCGGUGUGUCGGCACAUGUGGAUUUCGUUGAAGUUUUCUCUUUACUUAGCCUAAAACAAAAUAUACGACACAGUGGAGAUGCCUGCUCGGACUGGGAGGAGUCUGCAGCCGCCUGGUGUUUUAAUUGGCUGCAGGCUACAGUGAGAAGCGUGAGUAUCAGUAAUUAUUCAGCAAUGUUUUGCACAAGAAAUGUCAGCCAGAAAGGGCUACCUUCAUCCUCCGUCAAAUUAUACCACGACGAUGACAUGCCCCAACAACCAAGCUGGAAAUUCGUUUUUCGUGGAUUCGCUGAUCAACGUGAGAACCGACGGCGUCCCGUAUUACCAAAGUAACGGCGUGUAUUUGCCCCCGGCGUCGGAAUAUUCUUAUGGACUCUCCGGCACCUCGUGUUUCCCGGGGAUCGGUAAGCGCAGCGAGCCAGCAGCCCAAAGCGGGAUCCCCUCCUCCGCCGCGUAUGCUCAGGGGAUGGAGACGUGGCUGGAAACGACGAGGUCCUGUCGCGUGGAUCAGCCCAGCGGGCAGCACAUGGCCCAGUGCUCGUUCUCGCCGAGCAUUAAAGAGGAAAGCGCUUAUUGCCUUUAUGAGUCAGAGAAGUGUCCUAAAGGAGCGACCGUGGACGACGGCCCCUACUCCGCCGCGUCCUGCCCCGUUACCGGCAGCACCGUGCCGGUCCCGGGCUACUUCCGCCUGUCUCAAACCUACGCGUCCUCCAGGCUUUACCACGACGUCCAGCCGAGCGUGAACCCCUUCGCCCCGCAGCGAGCGCUCCGCGUGGAGAGCCGGUCCUCGCAGCUGCCCGCUCCCCCCGCGGAGCCCGAGCGGAAGGAGAGCCACGAGGAGGCGCCGGUCCCCGCGCCGUGCGCUCCGGCCAGAGAGGAGGACAGCCGCCUGUCCUCCGAGAGCGCGUCCUCCCCGGAAGCCGCGGAGACGUGUGGCGCCGAGUGUCCGGAAAAGCCCGUGAAAGGCGAUGGAAAAAUGGAAAGCACGGCCAACUGGCUGACCGCUAAGAGCGGCCGAAAGAAGCGCUGCCCCUACACCAAGCACCAGACACUGGAGCUGGAGAAGGAGUUCCUCUUCAACAUGUACUUGACUAGAGAACGCCGCCUGGAGAUCAGCCGCAGUGUGCACCUCACUGACAGGCAAGUCAAAAUCUGGUUCCAGAACAGGAGGAUGAAACUGAAAAAAAUGAGCCGGGAGAACCGGAUCCGAGAGCUCUCCAGCAACUUCAGCUUCUCGUGAGACUGUGCGUCCGCGGGCGCGUGAGCGGAGCCCUCCACCCACUGUGAGAAUGUCAAUGGAAAACGGGACCCUACUGCUAACUUAUUGAUUGUUGUCCUUUGGAAAAUGUUAUUUUCACGUCUGUUAUAUUUUGUCGUGGAUGUGUAUUUAUAAACGGCUACAUUUGUAACGUCCGUUCAUUGUGUUUAAAAUGUUCAGAAUGUGGACCACAAUGUUUCAGAGCUACAGGCUUGUACAUAUUGUAUAUUCAACCUGAGUGAACCAUUGGAAUUUGCAUGCUGGACCUACGCGUGGAUCCUCGUGUUACAGUUACAUGUAAGGCCUUUAUGUCACUAAAGAACCCAAGAGGUUUGAUCAAUAUUUGCACAUUUUUUUGCUGGUCAAAUUAAUAAAACCCUCCUUGCAACUGCA
Molecule: messenger RNA, 2945 nt
Organism: Betta splendens (Siamese fighting fish)
Lineage: Eukaryota; Metazoa; Chordata; Actinopteri; Anabantiformes; Osphronemidae
Gene: hoxa10b
Product: homeobox A10b
Exons: 3
Coding region: 1485-2534 (349 amino acids)
Biological process (GO): regulation of transcription by RNA polymerase II
Cellular component (GO): nucleus
Molecular function (GO): DNA-binding transcription factor activity, RNA polymerase II-specific; RNA polymerase II cis-regulatory region sequence-specific DNA binding
Source: RefSeq, a predicted model, not a curated record